CACAAUCUAAGAAAGUCGGCCCAACGCUCGGUGAUUGGCAAGAAGUUUAGACUCACAACCACUGUCCUUCAACGAACAACAUAUGAUUACAGCCGCUCGCCAAUCCUUACACAGGAGGCGGAAUUUGCCUGAAUGCGGGAAUACAUCUGCCCCAGAUGUGACUCUGGAUUUAUCGAGGAGGUGACAGAAGACUCCAGUCUUUUGGACAGUAGUACGAACGGCCUUGAUGAUACAGCUUCACAGUUUGCAGAGCUCUGGCAGCUUCUGUUCGUGGAGCGGCCGUUCACAGUGGACUUGGACAGCCCUGACUCCGAGCCACGGGUUCCAGGAGGUGCUGGAGGACUAGGUCUGGGAGGAGGGCCGUUUGGUGGCUCCGUCCCCGGAGGCCUCAGCGGGAACCUCGGUGGCCCUUUAGGAGGAGGAGGAGAGCACUGGGGUCCCAGCCGUCCCCCUCGCCUGCACACUCAGAGGAGAUACAGAUCCAGAGGAAGCAGUCGGCCGGAUCGCUCCCCCGCUGUAGAGGGAAUAGUACAACAGUUUCUUGCUGGCCUUUUUGCCAAUUCAGGUGCUCCAGGUUCCCCUCCACUGUCAUGGACGGGCAUGCUGCACUCAAACCCUGGUGACUAUGCCUGGGGGCAGGGGGGUCUGGAUGCAGUCAUUACACAGUUACUGGGUCAGUUUGAGAACACGGGUCCUCCUCCUGCAGAAAAAGAGAAAAUCUCCUCCCUCCCCACAGUCAUUGUUACUCAGGAACAAGCUGACAGCAGUUUGGAGUGUCCGGUGUGUAAGGAGGACUACACAGUCGGGGAGCCAGUCAGGCAGCUGCCCUGUAACCAUUUCUUCCACAGUGACUGCAUUGUGCCCUGGCUAGAACUGCAUGAUACAUGUCCGGUAUGCAGGAAGAGUUUGAGUGGAGAGGACAGUGGUAAUCAGCCACCCUCAGAGCCCUCCUCCAUAAACACCGAGCCCCGCACACAGGAGAGAUGGUCCUACUGAAAGAGACACCCACUCAUGCUCCGUUUCAUCUGCUCUAACUCUCACAACGCUCUCAAUGCGUGAGGAUUUGCCACUAUUUGGCAUUCCCUGUCUUAACGCCAGCCUCUCUCUCCCUCUCUCUCUCUCUCUCACACACACACUCUUCAUUUUUGAUCUUACCACUCGUACGGUUUACUACGGCUUGUUUACUGUUUUACUUUUUGUCUCUCAUGCGCUCUGUCAUGGCCUGUCCCUAGUCUCCUCUGUCUCUGCGUUGACACUUUUACAUUAAUUCAGAGGUGUUUUGCAUUUGAUUACACCUCUUGUCCUGGCGUCUGCUUUCCCAGGCUACUGACUCUGAAGACCGCACAUGCUCACCACCAUCUUGUAGGCAUAACACUACAUGAGCCAUCCUUCUUCUUUUGAAUGUGCAGUGUGCAGUGCACUCCCCAUGAAGUUGAACUGCACACGCUACACAGAGCCAGCCCCUGUUCAGUCUAACAGCCAUUGGGUUCCUUUGCGUCUCCAGGCCCAUUCUACUGAUCAGUUGCCCUUGACCUCUUUUCGCUCGCUGUUUAGCACACCUGUUCAUUGGGUGACCUCGUCCUGUCUUGGUAGUCAUUACCAGUCUCCAAGCUCUCCUCUUUCCUCUCCCUGUUGCCAUCUGUGCACUUUUCCCAGGUGUAUAUAUCACAGGCACACAUGAUGUCCUCCUCUCAUCCCACCCUCAUUGGCACCACUCCUUUUCUUUUCUUUUUUUUGUAAAUAAUUUUAGUUUGAAAUCUCAUUCAAAGAAAAACAAAAGGAAAGGAAUACUGCAUAUAAAAGUGGUGAAUCCCUAAAUAUUAAAAAUAUAUAUUAUAUAAAUGAUGUGUUGUCAAUUAUGUAUUGAUAAUAAAACUGAAUAAAAAUCAGUUAACUGUUGAUCUUGCUAAGACAGGUUUACAUAACUUUUUACAUGAAUCAUAUGUACAAGAGCCAAGGACACCAUUUGAUUUUAUCAUUUUGUUUAAUUGAAAUGCUUUGUAGGUUGGUUUAUCUACAGCAUACAGUUAAAAUGAGGGUUUGUUAAACUUGUUCAGUCUCUUGUUUUUUUUGGUUUUUGUUUUUUUUUCUAACUCAUUUUGGUGUAUUUUAAUAUUCAUUUUAGUGAACAGUUUAAUACAUACAUAACCAAUUUUCCACAUUUUCAGCCUGAAAAUUUGCCAUUGGUUAUACACGAGGUCAUGGCGCUUGUGUACGAUCGAGAAGCAAUACCGAUUUUAGCUGUGUUAAUAACGUUGAAUGAAAUUCAUGUAAUGAAAGUCAGACGUGGAUCAACAAAGGUUACUGUUGUUUUGUAUUUGAACUGUAGCCUCUUACAUUCCUCUGGCCGAGUUGUCUGUCAUGCAUAUGCGUUUUUAAACCCGUCACAAGACUCCGAAAACCAAUGCUGUCUUCUCAAGAUAAUAGCAGCCUUUACUGUCAAAACCUCCUGGAAGUGUUUCCAUCCAGUUCUGUACACAUUGCUUCAAACUGUCUACCAAAUGAUCACAUUAAAAGCAGGUCAAGCACA
This is a messenger RNA of Ictalurus furcatus (blue catfish), 2530 nucleotides long. It is a transcript of the gene rnf115a, whose product is annotated as ring finger protein 115a. The record is from RefSeq and is a predicted model, not a curated record. The transcript is spliced from 9 exons. NCBI's taxonomy places the organism in Eukaryota, Metazoa, Chordata, Actinopteri, Siluriformes, Ictaluridae. Gene Ontology annotation, molecular function: ubiquitin protein ligase activity. Gene Ontology annotation, cellular component: cytoplasm; nucleoplasm. Bases 133 to 996 code for a protein of 287 amino acids. Gene Ontology annotation, biological process: positive regulation of DNA-templated transcription; protein ubiquitination; ubiquitin-dependent protein catabolic process.